Messenger RNA from Malassezia vespertilionis, 717 nucleotides. It is a transcript of the gene PDA1, whose product is annotated as pyruvate dehydrogenase (acetyl-transferring). The coding region runs from base 1 to 717 and encodes 238 amino acids. Gene Ontology annotation, molecular function: oxidoreductase activity, acting on the aldehyde or oxo group of donors, disulfide as acceptor. Lineage: Eukaryota; Fungi; Basidiomycota; Malasseziomycetes; Malasseziales; Malasseziaceae. The record is from RefSeq and is a predicted model, not a curated record. The transcript is spliced from 2 exons.
AUGGGCCGCCGCGACGGUAUGUCCAAAGGCAAGGGCGGCUCCAUGCACGUAUACACGCCCAACUUUUUCGGCGGUAACGGUAUUGUGGGUGCCCAAGUCCCGCUUGGUGCCGGUCUUGCGUUUGCGCAAAAGUACAAAAAAACGGGCCAUGCGACAUUCACGCUCUAUGGCGAUGGCGCAUCGAACCAGGGACAAGUCUUUGAGGCGUUCAACAUGGCCAAGCUGUGGAACCUUCCUUGUGUGUUUGUCUGCGAGAACAACAAAUACGGUAUGGGUACAAGCGCCGAGCGCAGCUCCAUGAACACGGAAUUCUACAAGCGCGGUGACCAAAUCCCUGGUAUCCAAGUGAAUGCGAUGGAUGUGCUUUCCGUGAUGCAGGGUACUAGCUUUGCUCGUAACUACACAUUGUCUGGAAAGGGCCCCCUGCUUAUGGAACUGGUGACAUACCGCUACGGUGGCCACUCUUUGUCUGACCCCGGCACUACAUACCGCACGCGUGAGGAGAUCCAGAAAAUGCGCAGCUCUUCUGACCCGAUCCAAGGACUUAAGACGCAGAUUUUGGAAUGGGGUGUCAUGGAUGAAAAUGAGCUGAAGAAGGUCGACAAAGCGGCAAAAGAGUUUGUCGACAAAGCGGUGGAGACUGCCAAGGAAAGCGAAGAACCCUCUAUGGACGAUCUCUAUUGCAACGUCUUGUGCGUACAAAUUCAUUUAUGCUAA